Manduca sexta (tobacco hornworm) is the source of this 2008-nucleotide messenger RNA. RefSeq names its product DNA repair protein RAD51 homolog 3. The coding region runs from base 199 to 996 and encodes 265 amino acids. Lineage: Eukaryota; Metazoa; Arthropoda; Insecta; Lepidoptera; Sphingidae. The record is from RefSeq and is a predicted model, not a curated record. Gene Ontology annotation, biological process: DNA repair; reciprocal meiotic recombination; meiotic DNA recombinase assembly. Gene Ontology annotation, cellular component: Rad51B-Rad51C-Rad51D-XRCC2 complex; replication fork; Rad51C-XRCC3 complex. Gene Ontology annotation, molecular function: crossover junction DNA endonuclease activity; ATP binding; four-way junction DNA binding. The transcript is spliced from 7 exons.
CUUAUUUGCUUCUAUUACAUUGCAUAGUCUAUACAUAAAAUAUUUGUACUCUGUUGUGUUACCCAUAUGUUUUAAUCUACGGUGUUGUAUAUUGGUUUUACGAGGGAAAUCAAAAUUAAUUAUUGGUCUCUGAUCUAGUUUAUUGGUCUCUGGUCUCUGAUCAAACUUAUAAUUCGUAAAUUUUCUAUUAUUUUGAAAAUGGAAACAAUUAAAAUUCAUAAUGCUGUAGAAUUGUGGCAGAGACAAACAAGUUUGCCCUCCAUACAAACUUUUAGUCAAAAUCUCGACCAUGUCAUAGGAAAUAAUGGUUUUAUGUUAAGCUCAUUAACAGAACUGCUGGGAUUACCUGGUUCCGGCAAAACUCAGUUAUGCUUACAACUUUGUGCUUCCGUACAGAUACCCAAAAUUCUUGGUGGUUUAGAUGCAGAAGCUUUAUAUAUUGACACAAACACCAAUUUCACAACUUCCAGGUUUAGAGAAAUACUUAAUGCUACAAUAUUGAGAUGCCAAAGACUUAUAGAAACACCACUUAAUUAUAUUGAAGAGGAUUGUCUUGACAAAUUACACUAUAUAAAUGCAUUUGGUCUAGAAAAGUUCUGUGCAUUUAUGUAUAGAAUGUCGACAUUUAUUGAAGAACAUCCAAAAGUUAAAUUAAUAGUAAUAGAUUCAAUAGCAUUCCCUUUCAAAGAAGGCAUAUCUACAAGAAAGAGAACUGGUCUCUUGUUCAGGCAAAUGGCAGACUUGCAAAGGAUUGCUGUGGAGAAACAAAUUGCUGUGGUCCUAACAAAUGAAAUGAGCACGAGAGUGGGAUUGUCCACUGGUUCGGUGGUGGGAUCUCUCGGAGACUCGUGGUCACACCGCUGUAACAAGCGGCUGUUGUUGUCUGCGCCUGAUAACUCGACGCAUAGACUUGCCUUGUUGCUCAAGAGUAAUGACGCGCCUAACCUUGUUGGGAAGUUUCAGAUAACUCGGGAGGGGAUAAGGGACGUGGAAUAAAACACAACGUGAAACAUACAUAAUAGUGUGAUUUAAUAAUUAUAAUGUAAAUAUGUAUAAUGUAAACAAAAGUACAGCACCAAUAAAUAUCUCAUUUUCACAAAAAUAUCAAGCUUUAAUUUCUAAACAUCUCUUAACAGUUAUACGGUUCAAAGGCAUGUCUAUCGGUCUGCAGUAUAAUGCGUAUGCGUCCCUACGACACUAGGGUCAGUAACGCGUGUUUGAAGUCGCCCUUCGUAUCGUCCUGCAAACCAUUAUUGUACUUUGUAGCGUUCCGCAACAACAUGCUAAGCUUAACCAAAUAUUCAUAUAAAAAUAACAGCUCUAAUGUAUUGCAGGGUUAAGCACAAAGUGUGACUAGCACAUUCCUGAAGUCACCAGUCAGGUCAUCCUGUAAACAACAGCGGAAAACGCGCUCACGCUUCACAUGUUAGCGAACAAAAUAAACUGGCCCAUAGUUCAAACCACUGCGCUCAAACUUCAAACGUGCAUUCUUGGUACUGACUAUACAUGAGAAUGGAAAUCACAAUGAUUAAAUAGCUUAAAUUAAUUAUAUAAUGUCUUUAAAAUGCACAUAAGUGUACUCGGUUACAAUAGAUGCAAUAAAUAGUUUGCUUUACUUGACACUGCGUUGGUGUAAAACGGAAUGGCGCUCGUAAUACUGAGUGUUAAUGUUAUAGCAGUGUAGGCUUUAGUAACACAUUGUUGAUAGGAGUUCGCCGAGCGGACCUCCUAUGUCCUCCUGAAAAACCAACAACUACUUGUAAAACUAAGCAAAACUAAUGAGGAACCGUUACCUCGUGCACGAGCGCGACACAUAAAGCUGUUAGCUACGGAAGAGUUACAUGACCGGGACCGUGCUCACAAGCGAACUAUACAGAUCUCAAAUAAAUUUACAUCUCACGAUAACCUAGCACACCCGACGACCGCGAACGUCUAGACUAGCGUUGUGCUUGUUUUACUUUACGAUCGGCCGUCAAGCCCUAACUGUCUUAAUAAUCUAGCAAAUUGA